This is a messenger RNA of Camellia sinensis, 2564 nucleotides long. RefSeq lists its product as uncharacterized. Gene Ontology annotation, molecular function: ATP binding; protein kinase activity; protein binding. Gene Ontology annotation, biological process: protein phosphorylation. The record is from RefSeq and is a predicted model, not a curated record. NCBI's taxonomy places the organism in Eukaryota, Viridiplantae, Streptophyta, Magnoliopsida, Ericales, Theaceae.
AUUUAUACUAAUAUUUUUCAUUAUCUUGUAUGAACUUUGUGUAAGGCAUUGGUUAUCUCAAAAUGAUCAAUAUUUCUGUGUGGAGUCUUUGGAAUCUAUGGAGACAAUUGUUCUCAUCUGACAAACCAAGACAGAAAAAGAAUGAUGAGAAGCUUAUGAUUCUAAAACUCUCCAUUCUUGAAACACCAUUGUUAAGAACUCAAAAAGAAUUAAUAAUCCAUCACAAUCCCAACUCAUAGCUAGAUAGACACUGAUGAUGCAGAGCAGGAGAGACAUUGUCACCACCAUCAUCUUCAUUGCAACUUGCUCUAUCUUCAUGAUCACUGUCUGCAAUGGAGGUGAGUUAUCAGAAUCUGAAUCUGAAUCUGAAUCCAAAUCUUUCUUCAAUUUCAGUCAAUCUAUUGAUCCCAAAAAUGUUCUAAGGAUUGAUUGGAAUGGGUUUGUCCCACAUCCCUGCUCACAUCAGGGUGUGAAAUGCAAUUUCCAUGGCACAACCAUAAGAGCAAUAAGGCUUGAAAACUUGAAUCUUAGUGGGAAAAUUGACACAGACUCACUUUGCAAGCUCCCAAACUUGCAAGUUCUUAGCUUGGCCCAAAACCACAUCCAAGGAAACCUACCCGAAUCGAUAUCGAACUGCACAACCUUGAAAUACUUGAAUCUAAGCAACAAUCUAUUGAAUGGGAGUGUACCCAUUGGUUUAAGCAAGCUAAAGAGCCUUAGGCGGUUCGACAUCUCUAACAAUCAUUUUAUCGAACAUUUGAACUACAAUGCUAGCCCCACGCUCUCGCUAAGGUUUUUGAAUGCAUUUCCUCCACAGUAUGCUGAUCAGGAAGCUUAUCCUCCAGUGAAUAUUGUGAGUAGCACAAUUGAUUCAAAAAAUCAAAGUGCAUUCGUAAAUUGGAUAACUUGGAUACCAUUAGUACUUUGCAUUGGGUUUUAUUUCUUGUUCAUAUUUUUUGUGAACAUGAAAGCUAUCAAAUUGGCAAAAGAGAAGGAAAUUUUGAGGUCUUUAGCACAAUCCCCAGCCAAAACUUCUCCUCCUCCUCCUCCGGCCAAUGAUGUUGAGGAAGUGAAGCCCGAUGAGAGGCAGUCAGAGCUCGUGUUCUUUGUUGGAGAGGAAGAGAGGUUCAAAAUGGAAGAUUUGCUUGAGGCUGAGGCGGAUUUGCAGAGUCAAGGGCUUUGUAGCAGUCUUUACAAGGUGAAGCUUAAGAACAAUGCUGUGUUUGCUGUCAAGAGACUCAAAAAAUUGCAGGUUUCUUUUGAGGAUUUUGGCGAAACGAUGAGUAGGAUAGGGAAUUUGGGGCAUCCCAACAUUCUUCCUCUUGUGGGUUACAAUUCUACUAAUGAGGAAAAGCUUUUGAUUUACAGAUAUCAGAGCAAUGGAAGUCUACUGAACCUGCAAGAUAACUAUGCUGAAGGCAAGAGGGAUUUCCCAUGGAAACUUCGGAUUUCCAUUGCAGUUGGAAUCGCAAAGGGCUUGAAUUUCAUAUAUCACAGAUCCAAUGAUGAGGAAAUCAUCCCUCAUGGGAACAUCAAGCCUUCAAAUAUUCUCUUGAAUGAAAAUGAAGAACCACUCAUAAGCGAAUACGGAUUCUCCAAAUUUCUAGACCCCAUGAGAGCUUCCCUUUUCAAUUCCAACGGUUACACAGCUCCAGAGAAAAGCCCAUCAGAACAAGCCGAUGUGUUCAGCUUUGGUGUGAUUCUCCUGGAGUUUCUCACUGGAAAGACGGUGGAAAAAAGUGGGUUAGACCUUCCUAGAUGGGUGAAGUCCAUGGUGAGGGAGGAGUGGACUGGGGAGGUGUUUGACAAGGAGCUUACAAAUGUUGGAAUGUAUGCUUUUCCAUUGCUAAAUGUUUCCCUCAAGUGUGUGGCGCAUUUCCCAGAGAACCGGCCUAGCAUUGCUGAGGUUGUGGAGAAGAUAGAGGAGGUUGUGCAUGCACAAGAAGACGUUUCUCCGUCACCCAUUUCUUCGGUGGCAUCCAGCCAACAAGAAUGAUAUUUGCAUACGAUACCUCAUUGAAUCAAACCAAUGAAGACAGUGGUGCUCUUGGGUAUGGCGUAUAUGGACUCCUCUGUCUCAAUUCUCUGUCUCAUUCUCCACGUGUUGCCACUUUGAUACUACUUAAAAAAAAUUAUCACGCUGCCACUUAAUGGCUCGUGUAAAAAACAUGGAAAUCUUUGAGCAACUCUAUAAGUGGUGGCGACAAGGGACAACAAAUGGAGAAUGUUACAGAGAAUUGGGACAAAGGAUCCGGAGUUGUGCUCUUGUGUACUGCUGAAGUACUUUUUUCUUGUGAUUUGGAGGAGUUUGAACUUUUUGUCCAUUGAGUAGGAAUAGCAUAUAUGCCAAAAUUGAAUAAACCACUUGUUUUAGCAUUUUUUUGACCACAGUAUGAUUGUUUGUUUUCUCCUUUUAAGCUCAAAUAUGUGCAGAGAUGCAUAUAAGAGUACUGACAUAUAAAUAGAAUGAUGUCAUUUUGUAAUUCCUUUAUUUAAAAACAUAUUACCUAAUAAUUUACAAGUAUGUCGCUGCUAUAUCAUUCUAGAAGCAAAUUCUGUAUAAA